Striga asiatica is the source of this 3184-nucleotide messenger RNA. The record is from the annotation of a GenBank genome assembly. Lineage: Eukaryota; Viridiplantae; Streptophyta; Magnoliopsida; Lamiales; Orobanchaceae.
UUGAACAAUCCCACCCCACGGCCCACGUUCACAUCUCAAACCAAAGAAACCUCCAUCCUUUCCCCCCAUAUUCACGAACACUCUUCAAUCGCGAAGACGGAGACGGAGGCGGAAGUCGGAUCGGAGGAGGUGGCAGUGGCGAUAAGGAUUCUUGCUGAAGUUUUAUCAUUAGAGGGCUCAAUUCUCGAUGUUGAAGUUUACAACUCUUUAAUUGAAGGCUACUGCAGGCCGAACAACUUUGAGAAAGUUAAACAAACUCUUGCAGUCAUGAUAGGGAAUAAUUUGAGCAUCUCGGUUUUUAGUUACAAUAAAAUGAUCAAGGGAGAACCAGAGGUCCCGAACAACAGCAACUCCUUCUCCCUCGGGCGACGUUCGAUCAAGUCUGAAGCCAAGAGACGAGCCGUCACCGACGAGCCUCCACCACUGGGAUUUUCGAGAAAGGCAGACAUAAAUCGCUGCACCCAUCUCGGGAAUUUUGAAAAGCCGAGUUUACAAAAUGUUCAGGAAUCAAUACGACACCGACGAGACGACGUGGUUGCCGGCGGGGCGGCUGUUCCAAGUGGAGUACGCGAUGGAGGUGGUGAAGCAGAAGAGUUCGAGACGAUGGAAGAAAAAACUGGAAAUUGGAGACUGUGGCUUAGCUAUUGCAAGGAAGUGUUUAUUCUGGAUUUUGUGUUUUUUCUGAGUCAUCGGGUGCUCAUUUUGCUAGUUGAAAUAAGUGCAGAUACUGAUGAUGAUGAUUCCCAAGUACCAAUAUACACUAGGGUCCCAUUAGGCAGUCGUGUAGCGGGUAACGGAAGAUCAUUCGUAGCCUCAGCCCCAUAUCAAAGGAUGCAAAUCAAUAUGGAAUUGGAAAUCCACAAUCUGGAGCAGAUAGCAUACUGCGCGGUUCUCCGGGCUUUUAAGGCACAAUCGGAUGCACUCACAUGGGAAAAAGAAGGUCUCAUAACAGAACUCCGGAAGGAACUAAGAGUCUCAGAUGAUGAGCACCGUGAACUACUUACUGAGGUCAAUGCUGAUGACCUCAUUCGCAGGAUCAGGGAGUGGAGAGAGGCGGGAGGGAGCCGAAAUGUGGCCUCCAAUGGUAUUAACAAUCAGCUACAGAGCCCAACAGUUUCUGCAUCUCGGAAAAGACAGAAGGCACCCCUAUCGGGAAAUCCAUUUGGCACACAGUCUCAACCUUUGCACACGCAGACGGUGAAUACUUCAGCUUCUAAACGGGGGCCUACUCCAGGGAUUGGAGGGCGAAGGACUAAUGCUCCAUCAUUCCCCCCAGCAAAACCUGUGCAAUAUCAGUUUACUGAUCAUAUUUCUUCUGGGGCUCCUGUGGAUGACCCUUCUGAAAGCGUGCGUGACUCGUUAGUUGGCCGGAAGGUGAUGAUAAGAUGGCCUGCAGACAAUAACUUCUAUGAGGCUCUCAUAACUGAAUACAAUCCAGUUGAUGGCCGACAUUCUUUGGUUUAUGAUAGCAAUACUCCUAAUGCAACAUUGGAAUGGGUUAAUAUCAAAGAGGUUCCACCAGAGGAUAUCCGGUGGGUGGGUGACGAUCCUGUCGCGUCUCGCUUGAGUGAGAUGGGUGGGCCUAACUCUGGAAGAGAGAGAUUGUCCUCAAUGAACCCAUUUCCCAAGGAAAUCAGGCCUCCAGUGAACGAUGCCAUAAGGGAGGAUUACGAGGAAAUUGAAAUAUUGCAUACUGACACCUUGAUAAAGAAGGUAGAGAAGGUGCUUGAUGCAACCCAUCCUGAUCUAUCAGAGAUUCACAAGGCUAAGAAGAUGCUUAAGGAACACGAACAAACACUGAUUCAAGUGAUCGAGAAGCUUGCGGCUGUAUGUGACAGUGAUGAUGAUGAUCGUCCAUCCGUGCAAGGACAUUCUGGUAGCAGACCACGUAACGUUGACUACCGUAAUCCGACCCAUGAGCCUGAUAGUGCUGGCAGGAUUACUGGCUGAAAGUCGAAUGCUGCAGAUAUUUCACCAAAUGAGUCUGUUGUCCAUAGAGAUUAGUGUGACCCCCUACUCUACCCCCAUCAUCUCCCUUAACUCCAAUUUCUAGUGUAACUUUUUUCUAAUAUGAUAUUGUGAUUAAUGAUGUCUGAUGAUUGACAGAGAUCGUUAGGAUCUUAAAUCCAUUUGCUACUUUCCCAUAUAUUGAAAACAGAUUUCUGUGCUCAGAUUUGGUUUUAAAUGUAAUUGAGUUAUAUUGUUCUUGUAUAUUGCUGAUUUAUGAUAUUGUGGCAUAGUACUUGUUGGUUAUCAGGAUGCUUUGUAUCGUCAGUUUGUUCGUUAAAUGCCUGUAAUUCUUGUAAGAAACAGAGUAUACUCUGAUAUGAAACACGGAAAUGUAGUCACAUCCUGCAGCAAAACCAUGGGUUUUUCGAACAUUUUUAGCACAGACAGCAUAUUUUUAUCAAAUCUUACAACGAGGAAAUAAAUUCCACAAUUACAUUCGCCAUCUGCUCAUCGUAUGCAGGGCCUUCCAUUUGAAAAUGGUUGACUCCCUCGAUUAAAUGAAUCUGGUUAUGGCCGGCAGCAUUUUUCAGCUUGCUCUCGAGCUGUUUGACACUCGUGAAACCAUCCCUUGUGCCCAUAACAAAUAGUUUGGGUUUUGGGGACUGCAGUACGGCUUUGUGGUGCCUCCCGAAAAGAAUGGAGGCGAUGAAUCCGAACGGGUAACCCAAGCUCACGUACCCGAUGACUUCAUCAAUCUUAUCAAGAGCAGAGCCCGCAAUAGGCGCACCAGCUGACGACCCAAUGAGGACAAUGCGACGGGCCGUGAGAUUUUGAGAAGCCCAUUUGCACACCGAAACGACGUCGUCGACCUCGGCAAAGCCCGUAAUCGAGGCCCGGCCGGUGGACCUGCCGACGCCCCGCAUGUCGAAGGUCAUGGCCGCGACCCCCCUCUCGGCCAACCGCCGGGCUAUGCCUCUCAUCAGACCCUGGCAUCCUCCGAGCACUGAGUACGGGUGCACCAGCACAGCCACCAAUUCGCCGGUUGGGUUCUCAGGCUCGGCGGCGGCGGCGGGUCUGUAGAUCCGGGCAUCCAGAGUGAUGCCCCCUUUCGACUCGAUUGUGCAGACCUCUCUAUCGCUGCUCAUCACUCUUGGGAUUAGAUGAAUUUGGAAGAGAAAUUGGAAGGGGAAAUGUAUGUGAAACUAAAUGAAUUUUUAGCAGAGAUGUUGAAAAA